Molecule: messenger RNA, 2571 nt
Organism: Aedes aegypti (yellow fever mosquito)
Lineage: Eukaryota; Metazoa; Arthropoda; Insecta; Diptera; Culicidae
Product: luciferin 4-monooxygenase
Exons: 3
Coding region: 274-1902 (542 amino acids)
Biological process (GO): long-chain fatty acid metabolic process; fatty-acyl-CoA biosynthetic process
Molecular function (GO): long-chain fatty acid-CoA ligase activity
Source: RefSeq, a predicted model, not a curated record
AUGCCUAGAUAUAAGAAAUGAAUGCAAAGUUUGAAAUAAUACUACUGAAGGAAUAAAAAAGAAUGGUAGAUUGGAGCACAAAGAUUGACUUCACUCUUUCAUCCGCUGCACUGAUAAUAAGAGAAACGAAUAGCACACUUGAACACCAAUUAUAAACCAGUUUACCUAUCUCCCCUAGUUCAAUCGCUUAUUUUUAAAGCUACAUCUUAUCAUCCACUGUAAGACAACUCAGUCUCUCGGUACACUCUUAGCGGAGUGGUUUCUUUCCGCACCAUGUCGUCUAGUGCAGACAGCAGCGAUCCGAACAUUAUUUACGGCGGUCCACUUCCAGCGACUUACGACCGAGGAUGUCGUUCUCUUGGGGAGCUCGUCAUAAAAGAACUAUCACGGGACCUAAAUAAGGUGGCACUCGUCAAUGGGGUCACCUGUUUGCAGCUCACCAAUGGAGGCAUUCUGGAUCAAUUGCUGUCCAUCGCGGGACACCUGAGCGAACUUGGAGUGGGCAAAAAUGACGUCGUAGCCAUAGUUAGCGAAAAUCGAUUUGAGUACACGAUCGCGAUUUAUGGAGCGUUUCUUUUGGGAGCUGCUGCAGCGCUGUUCAAUCCGGGGUAUACAGAACGUGAGAUGGAACACGCUAUCAGAUUAGCAAAACCAAAGGUCAUCUUCGUCUCGGCACAAGCCAAUCUCAAGGUGCAAAAGGCAUGCAUAAAGAUUCGGCGACCCGUGAAAUUCAUUCACUUCGAUAACGGUUCCGGUGGGCGAACAUGGCAUGAUUGUUUAGAAAACUCAAAUCGUCUGUUCAGGCUGAACAGUUUCGUUCCGGAACCGGUAGAUUUGGACAAUCAUGUUGCGUUGAUUGUAAUGUCCUCAGGCACGACCGGACUGCCGAAAGGAGUGCAGAUCACUCAACGUAAUGUUAUAACGACAUGCUUUUUCCUGGAGACGUUGUUGAAUAAGAUUGGUGCGGAUCAGGAAGAGUUGGUUGCUGUAGAUAUUUUACCCUGGUUCCAUGUAGCAGGUGGGGUCACAAUGAUAAAUUGCAUACUCAACGGUAUGCGAUUGGUUUAUCUAUCGAAAUUCGUCCAACGGACUUACUUGGCAUGCAUUGAAAAAUAUCGACCUAAUACGUUGAAUAUGGUCCCUCCGAUUGCCGUGUUUCUCGCGAAGAACGCCAUUGUGGAUGAGUAUGAUCUCUCAUCUGUGAAAACAAUCAUCAGUGGUGCAGCUCCUUUGAGUCGAGAAGUUGAAGAUUUGAUACGAUCUCGAUUGAAGGUCUCGUCGGUACGCCAGGCCUAUGGCAUGAGUGAAACCACACUGGCAAUCCUUGCCCAGGUUGAUGCUCAGAACAAGCCUGGUAGCGUCGGUAAAAUCCGUGAAGGACAAUGGGCUAAGGUGAUUGAUACGGAAACGGGACGAACAUUAGGCCCCUAUCAGAAUGGUGAACUUUGUUUUAAGGGUACCUUAAUAAUGAAGGGGUACAUUGGACGAGAGGAAGCAAUCGAUAGCGAAGGAUGGUUGCAUACCGGAGACAUCGGGUAUUAUGAUAAUGAACUUGAUUUCUUCAUUGUUGACCGACUGAAGGAGCUAAUUAAAUAUAAAGCAUUCCAAGUUCCUCCGGCAGAGCUGGAAGCGGUUUUGUUAUCACAUCCAAAUGUGAAGGAUGCCGCUGUGAUCGGUGUACCGGACGAAAAAGCUGGGGAAUUAGCCAUGGCAUUUGUUGUUGCUGCCGAUGGAGUGCAGAUAAACGAACGUGAAAUUAUCAAAUUUGUAAAUGAUCAACUGUCGGUACAGAAGCAUCUUCACGGAGGCGUGAGAUUUAUCAGUGAAAUUCCUAAAACAGCUAGCGGCAAAAUACUUCGACGGACGCUUCGGGAGCAAGCAAAGAAUAAAUCCAAGCUCUAAUUUUAGUUCAGCUAAUGUAAGCAUUAUUUCUAGCAUACAUUAAAUUCCAUCUAAUUUACAAAAAAAGAACACUUUCUAUUUUUGAUACAAUGGCCGAAGGAAACAUUCUCAUGAACAAAUAAUUAAUUAGUAUUCCCAGGCAAAAAGCCUGCACGGCUCACAACUGCGGGAAAGAAAAUCUCACUUCAAUUGCCACAAAUUGACUCCUUCAGAAAAGAAAAUGCGCGAGCCUCACUAAUGGACCGUAAAAAUGCUUUCUUCCUGAUGAAAAUUUGCGUCCACGAGCGCCAAUUCGGGUGCCUAUAGGCAGGGUGUCCCAAACAGUCAGUCAACUGGAAGCGGAGUGUGAAUGCGGACUAGUGUUGUGGCUGAUGUUUAACUGAAGGAGAGUGGAUGAUGAAUCCUUCAAAAUUAUUCUUUGAAGAGUGAUUGAAGAGAAAGCGUGGAGAAAAAACAUGUUUUGGUCUAUCAAAAUAAUUAUGCCAAAUAGAAAAACUGAAACUAAGAUUGCUGCCACCAUAACCUUCUUCGUGGCUUGAAAUCGUAUCUGAAGCAAUCAUCAUCCUUGGGUAUUCAUCUACUAAGUCUUGUAUCGAGCGCGAACUACCGUACACAAUUAGAAAAAAAAUGUCACCUUACAAGAUUAAUAAAUUAGAUACCUUCAAAAUA